Molecule: messenger RNA, 1987 nt
Organism: Rhododendron vialii
Lineage: Eukaryota; Viridiplantae; Streptophyta; Magnoliopsida; Ericales; Ericaceae
Product: pectin acetylesterase 12
Exons: 12
Coding region: 358-1611 (417 amino acids)
Biological process (GO): cell wall organization
Cellular component (GO): plant-type cell wall
Molecular function (GO): pectin acetylesterase activity
Source: RefSeq, a predicted model, not a curated record
GUUGAUAGCACUGCUAGUUUAUUUUAGACCUCCCAAACACAGCCUACUAUAAAAUCUCUUUAGACAGCCCCCCCAAAGCCACUAUGCUUUGCUCAGCUCUAAAAGCCACUGUUUUUAGCAACGCUUCUCACAGAUCCCCACUCCUCCUUCUCUCACUAAACCCUGAUUCUCUGCAUCUCCCCUGUAAAAUAAAACUCAUUAAAUCGUGAGUGGCAAGCCCAUUAAUUUGUUGCUAAUUAUAGCAACCCAUUAGUUUAAUUACGCCACAUUGUUUCCACAUUUGGCUAAUUAUACCCCAUUUGUAGUUAAUAAAUUGGCUUCUUUCAUGAGAUUUUGGUGGUGGGAUUGAGAUAAGCCAUGAGGAAGGUGAUGGGUUUAAUCAUGGUGUUUGUGUUAUUUGUUGUUGGGUUUGUCAGCAAAUGUGCAGAUGGGUUUGAGUAUUUCAAUCUAACAGACCUCCAGUUUGAGUCUUUUUAUGGAGUCUCUGGUGCCGCCGCCGCUCCCAAUCCUCUCUUGGUGGGUCUCACCCUUGUUCAAGGAGCUGCUUCCAGAGGCGCUGUAUGUUUGGAUGGAACACUGCCUGGUUAUCAUUUGCACCGUGGAUAUGGGUCAGGAGGGAACAGUUGGCUCAUUCAACUAGAGGGUGGAGGAUGGUGUAAUACCAGAAGAAAUUGUAUUUACCGCAAAACUACUCGGCGUGGAUCUUCAAAUUUCAUGGAAAAAGUGUUACCAUUUACAGGAAUACUAAGCAAUAAGGCCGAGGAGAAUCCAGAUUUUUUCAACUGGAAUAGAGUGAAGAUACGCUAUUGUGAUGGUGCCUCGUUUGCAGGGGAUAGCGAGGAUAAGGCUGCACAACUGGAAUUUAGAGGACAACGCAUAUGGUCAGCUGCUAUUGAUGAUUUGAUGUCAAAGGGGAUGCGCAAUGCAAACCAGGCUCUUCUGUCAGGAUGCUCUGCUGGGGGUCUGGCCUCUAUAUUGCACUGCGACGAAUUCCGGUAUUUAUUUCCCAGAACUACUAAAGUGAAGUGCCUGAGUGAUGCUGGAUUAUUCCUUGAUGCGGUCGAUGUAUCUGGUGGGCGCACCCUCAGAAACUUUUUUGGUGGUGUGGUUGGCCUGCAGGGGGUGCAAAAGAACCUGCCAAACGCUUGUACCAACCAUCUUGACCCGACUUCAUGCUUCUUUCCUGAGAACUUAAUUGCCAACGUUAAAACCCCUCUAUUCAUACUCAAUGCUGCCUAUGAUUCAUGGCAGGUCCAGGCCAGUUUAGCUCCCUCGUCAGCUGAUCCUCGAGGCUAUUGGCGUGAUUGCAAAAUGAACCAUGCACGAUGUUCAUCAUCACAGAUCCAGUUUUUGCAAGGAUUCAGGAAUCAUAUGCUGAAUGCGAUAAAAGGAUUCUCUAUGUCCAGACAAAAUGGUUUAUUCAUAAAUUCCUGUUUUGCUCAUUGCCAGACAGAGAGGCAGGAUACAUGGUUUUCGGAUAAUUCUCCUCUUAUUGGAAAUAAGGGGAUUGCAUUAGCUGUUGGAGAUUGGUACUUCAAUCGAGCCGGAAUUAGAGCCAUCGACUGCCCGUACCCCUGUGACAAAACUUGCCACAAUCUGGUUUUCAAGUAAACCGGCCUUUUUUCAUCUCAUUCCCCGAUUCACUCAUUCAUGCUGUCAUUUUAAUUAGUAAUCUCCGUUUCCCAUCUAUAGAAUCCUCAUAAUUUAAAAUCACCAAUAAGAAAAUCAAAUAGCGAUUUGAUGAGCAAGUGUAAAUGGUACAUGUAUACCCAUUUCUCAUUAUUUUCUUUAUCACACCUUUUUGGGCUAGAGAAGUGUUAAUUCUGGCAAUCAGCCUUCUUGCCCAUCGGUGUUUUUUGCUUAUUUAUGCAACCUCUUGUUGUAAUCUCUGCUACUCCAUAUUAUCUCUUUCUUUUUGUUUAGAGCUACAUGAUAAUUCAGCUUUGUUGUAUUAUUAAUGAAGUUAUUUUGCGAUGACGGCUACAUA